AUGCAAUCUCAAGCAACAAAAACGGAUAGUGAGCCAAACUCGAUCGACACUAAGGGCCUGUGUCUCUUGUCACUGGACGGGGGUGGUGUGCGGGGCUUGUCAACUCUUUUUAUCCUGAAGAACAUCAUGGCCGGAGUGAACCGUCAACGCCAAAAAUCGAGCUUGCCCGCGGUGAAGCCGUGUGAGAUCUUUGAUCUGAUCGGUGGGACAAGCACAGGCGGUCUUAUCGCUAUUAUGCUUGGCCGUCUCGAAAUGGAUGUGGAUGAAUGCAUCACGGCAUACGUAGACCUCAUGCGUACCGUCUUCGAAAAUGCAUCGAAUUUCUUACCUUUCAGUUUUACCGGAAAGAUCAAGCCCAAAUUCAACUCGGGGAAGCUGAGAGACGCAAUCACAAAAGUCGUCGAGCGUCACGACGGGAGUAAGACGGGCCUACUUAAUGACAGGAAAGAAGGCGGAUGUAAAGUCUUUGUCUGUGCUACAGCUAAAGAAACGACCGGGGUAACGCGACUACGAAGCUACUCAUCUGAAGGACUAGAUAUCCAUGCGACGAUUUCUGAAGCUGCCCUAGCGACAUCAGCCGCGACAGGAUUCUUCAAGUCUGUGUCAAUUGGGAAACGCCUGUUUGUAGAUGGGGCGUUGGGCGCAAAUAACCCGGUCGAUGAAGUGGAGGGUGAAGCAUCCGAUAUCUGGUGCCCCGACACUAGACAGUUGAAACCUCUCGUCAAGUGCUUCAUUUCCAUUGGAACAGGAAUUCCCAGCAAGAAACAGAUCCAGGACGACAAAAUCUUAAAGUUCUUCAUUAAAACGCUCGUGGGUAUUUCCACCGAAACGGAGCAAACUGAACGGAAAUUUAUUGCCCGGUGGGCUAAACAAGUCGAGGAAAACCGUUUCUUUCGCUUCAACGUGGAGCAAGGGCUACAAGGAAUCAAUCUAGCCGAGUAUUCGGCACAGGGCCUAAUUGAGGCAGCCACCGAUGAGUACAUUCGGCACCAGAACCAGAUGUCUCGGGUGCGAAAUUGCGUAUGGAAUUUGAAGCAGAAGGAAUAUGGUACAAGUUCAGAGGAGGCAAGAAAAUUCACGCUUGCUAAAGAAAUUCAAGAAUUUGAGGACAAAGUCCGCUUGAGAGAGCCGGCAGACUAUGAAAACACCUCCAUGAAGGAAGAACCGGCUUUCCGUACUCCCUUCAAUAAUAUCCCCUUCCCAAGGAAUGCGGGGUUUGUUGGCCGUGGUGACCAGCUUAGUGAGGUUGAACAUAUGCUGUUCUCUCCAGACGAGCAACGUAAGGUCGCUAUUACUGGGCUUGGUGGUGUUGGCAAAACACAAGUUGCAAUAGAAAUUGCCUACCGAGCCCAAGCGAGGCGAGGGGAAUGUUCUAUUUUUUGGAUUUCAGCGACAAGCUCAGAAACUCUUGAACGGACAUACCUUCAAAUUGCCCAAGAUCUACGAUUGCCAGGACUGGAAGACCAGCAAGCGGAUGCUAAGACGCUUCUUCGGGAUUACCUAAAUGACAGGAACGUCGGCCAGUGGCUGCUGAUAUAUGACAAUGCCGAUGACAUUGACAUGUGGUUUGACGAGGCCACAAGCAAUACUGAGCCGCAGGGAUUAAGCAACUAUGUCCCAUGGAAUAGUAGUGGCAGUGUUCUUUUCACCACGCGUUUUAAGAAGGUCGCCUUGAAACUCGCAAUGGCGAAUGUAAUCGAACUCCCGCAUAUGGACAAGCAGAUGGCGGAGAAACUUCUAAGCAAGCGCUUAAGUACUCCAGCUCUCCUAGACGAUAAAGAUGCGACGAUCUUGCUUUUAGAGCAGCUCACUUUCCUCCCUCUGGCGAUUGUACAGGCCGCUUCUUAUAUCAACGAGAACUCUUUAGCUGCACUGUCGGACUAUCUAUUGCUGUUGUCGGAACAAGAGAGUGAUUUGAUUGAUCUUCUAAGCGAGGAAUUUCAUGAUGAUUGGCGAACCCGCGACACAAAGAAUCCGGUGGCCACAACAUGGCUUAUAUCCUUCGAGCGAAUACAGAGCACCUCGUCAUUAGCGGCGGAGAUUUUGUCGUUUAUGGCCUGUAUAGAGCCAAUAGGAAUCCCAAAGUCGCUUUUGCCACAAGUACUAUCUAAAAGGAAAUGGAUGGAAGCUAUCGGGGUCUUGAAAGCGUACUCAUUCGUGAGUGACAGGUCUGAAAAUGAGACUUUCAACCUCCAUCGGCUUGUCCAUCUUGCGAUGCGCAACUGGCUAAAGAGAGAUGGCAAAUUGUCAGAUUGGACCACCAAAACCCUCACAAGAUUGGAGGGUGUCUUCCCCGAAGAUGAUUAUAGGAACCGUGACGUAUGGAGCGCAUAUAUGCCUCAUGCCCUAAUUCUGAUCAAAAGUGCCGAUCCCAAGGGCUCAGAUAAGAGCCACAAACUACUCCAGAAAGUUUCACAGUGUCUUUUGGCCGACGGUCGGGUCAGGGAGGCAGUCUUUUGGCUUGAACAAAAAGAUAAUUGGGAGGGAAAGAACCUUGAACGAGAGCACCCUGGGCGAUUAGCGUCCCGGCAUGAGCUCGCGAAGGCAUAUCAAGCCAACGGCCAGAUCAUUAAGGCUGUCGAGUUGCUUGAGGACGUAGUUACGGUGGAAGAGCGCACUCUAGCGAAAGAGCACCCAGACCGACUAGCGUCCCGGCAUGCACUCGCGGGGGCAUAUCAAGCCAAUGGCCAGAUUAGUGAGGCUAUCGAGCUGCUUGAGGAGGUAGUUACGGUGAAAGAGUGCACUCUGGCAAAAGAGCACCCUGACCGACUAGUGUCCCGGCAUGAGCUCGCGAGGGCAUAUCAAGCCAACGGCCAGAUCAUUAAGGCUGUCGAGCUGCUUGAGGAGGUAGUUACGGUACAAGAGCGUACUCUGGCAAAAGAGCACCCUCGCCGACUAGCAUCCCAGCAUGAGCUCGCGGGGGCAUAUCUAGCCAACGGCCAGAUUAGUAAGGCUAUUGAGCUACUUGAUGAGGUGGUCACGGUACAAGAGCGCACUCUGGCAAAAGAGCACCCUGACCGACUAGCGUCCCGGCAUGAGCUCGCGAGGGCAUAUCUAUCCAACGGCCAGAUCAUUAAGGCAGUCGAGUUGCUUGAGGAGAUAGUUACGGUGGAAGAGCGCAAUCUAGCGAAAGAGCACCCUGACCGACUAGCGUCCCGACAUGAGCUCGCGAGGGCAUAUCUAGCCAACGGCCAGAUUAGUAAGGCUAUUGAGCUACUUGAGGAGGUGGUUGCAGUGCGAGAGUGUACCAUGACUGAAGAUCACUCUGACCGACUGGUAUCCCGGCAUGCACUCGAGGUGGCAUAUUCUCAACGAGCGUACAAUCGUGAGCGAGAGUCAACCGGAUCAAGUCAAUCAAAGGUUGAAUCUGACCGAUAG
This is a messenger RNA of Penicillium expansum, 3378 nucleotides long. Its product is annotated as Acyl transferase/acyl hydrolase/lysophospholipase. Bases 1 to 3378 code for a protein of 1125 amino acids. Lineage: Eukaryota; Fungi; Ascomycota; Eurotiomycetes; Eurotiales; Aspergillaceae. Gene Ontology annotation, molecular function: ATP hydrolysis activity; ADP binding; protein binding. The transcript is spliced from 5 exons. Gene Ontology annotation, biological process: lipid metabolic process. The record is from RefSeq and is a predicted model, not a curated record.